Messenger RNA from Lepisosteus oculatus (spotted gar), 9441 nucleotides. RefSeq names its product spectrin beta chain, non-erythrocytic 5. Lineage: Eukaryota; Metazoa; Chordata; Actinopteri; Semionotiformes; Lepisosteidae. Gene Ontology annotation, molecular function: actin lateral binding; phospholipid binding. Gene Ontology annotation, biological process: actin cytoskeleton organization; actin filament bundle assembly. The record is from RefSeq and is a predicted model, not a curated record. Gene Ontology annotation, cellular component: cell junction; actomyosin contractile ring; cortical actin cytoskeleton.
UUCACUGUUUCAGUCGCCUGCAGCAGCUCCUGGUGCUCCCACUGCUGGUGGAGCACAGAGAGGACAGAGGCCACAGCUGGAGACAGGCAGAUCAGCACUAGCCUGGGCUUCAACGGGAAAGACUUUGCGAGCAGGAGACAUGUGAAUGUUUUUUUUCUUUCCAAGGUUUUAAAAAACGAACUGAGCAACUGGCAAAAGACAUCGGCACUACUCUACAAAGAUUCCCUUUUUUUUUUCCAGAACAAUUUUUUUCAGAAGAAAAUCUUUUAGGCAGCUCCAUGAAAAGACUGAGAGGCGGAUGCUUGUUUUUUUUCACCUUCAUUCUGCAGAGCUACCUUUUCUUUUUUGAUGUAAAUUCCCACUCGGUGGCCAGCCCCAGCCUGUGUAAAGCUUAAAGGGAGCACAGUUUUGAAUUGUUUCGAAGUUUUGUUGUUUCUUCUUCUCUCCAUUUCUUCUUCACUCCAUUGAAAAAAAAAAGAAGAAAGAACUGGAGGGUAGAGGUAAGGGCUCUUAACUGGCUUGAGCUGUUUAUGUUGAAAGCAUUACCUCACCCUAAAGUAUUUCUGGUUGAGGCAGUCAGCCUGGAGUGCGUUAGUGUCUCUCUGUCUUUCUUCUUAUCUAACGGGCUUUUUUAUUAUUUUUAAAAGGAAGUUUUGACAGCCAGAGUUUACAGCCUCCUUUUCUUCAGGCUUUUUGCACAUGCUCUGACAGAAAGCGGUGACUUCACUCCUCUUUACACACUCCCCCCUCUUCCCCUAUUUUUUCUUUUUUUUUUUUACACGACACAGUCAGGCAGCAUGCCAGCCUUUUUCCUCUUGCUCCGCUCCCUGCUUAUCAGGCUGCUUAGUAGCAAAUUAGCAGGCUCUGCAGCGCAGUUCCUCAGGAGAAGCCUCUCUGCCACUGCUUCUCACAUCGGCUCCCUGUUGCGCCACAUCUGGGACCGCAUCCGAUCUCAGGAGUCACGGGAGGCUAUCCUUUCCUGCGUCCUCUGCAUUCUCAACAUGCACAAGAAAGUGGAUAACUGAUUUUCUGCACCCCCCCCCCUCCCUCCCAUUUAUCAACAUUAUUUUUUUUGUCUUUCAUUGAGCUGUGAGAGAGACACUGAAGAUUUUUACAAAGCUGAUUUAGAAACCAUGUCGGAAAGCAUCGUCAGGAAAAUCCAGCCUUUCACAAUUGGGACCAAGCUCUCGGUCCCCUCUGUGCCGAAAUGCCCAGAUUUCGCGGAAUCUUACCUGCCAAGCCAGACCCUGGAUAACUGUAAAAUGCAGCACAAUUUGAACGACCAGGUGUCCCUCUACCUCGGACAGUCUCAGAUGCACCCCAGCGCCUCGCAAUUCUCACCCGUGGCGGCCAGGGUGAUGCAAGUGGAGAGGCGCCCAGAGGAGAUGGUUGAGGAAGACCACCUCAACAGGAACGCUGUCUCUCCCACCUCUGCCUCCAGAUCCAUCAAAAAGAUCACCAUCUCUGGCAGCACUGAAGCUCCCGGAGACAGGGGGGCCACAGUAGCACACUGUUCCAAGGUAGCACCAGUCUCCAAAACAGAGAACAUCAACAACAACAACAACAACAUUGCCUUCAAGCCCUUGCCCAGGAUUGUUGGGGUGUCGUGUGAGAAUAAGCCCAAUUCCCAGUUCAAGGUUUUCCUUAGAAAAGAAGCAGAUUUGGACACAGGGAGCAAAGAAAGGAGCAAUGGAGGCUCAAGUGGAUUGCAGAGUUUGAAGGAGAAAACCCCCAGCAUCUGUCAGAAUGCUGAACCAAGGGCCGUGUUGCCCAGAAAAGAGUCACUGAAAAUGGAGAUCCAGUCUUAUGGGCAUGUGGAAACACCCAGCUCUGAGAGAGUCCACACACAGCGGAGUGAAUGCAGUCUCACACAGCUCAAUGCACAGUUCAACAGGGAGAUAUUGCAGGCUGAGGCAUGGAUCAAGGGGAAGCUUCGAGAUUUGAAGGAUGGCUGCAGUGUGCAGAGGUGCCCCCUACAGGACUGGGAGGAAGUUGCACAGACCUUGCAGAGGGACCUGAAAGACUUUGAAAACACCCUGAUACAGCUAAACCAGAUGGGGGAGCAGCUCAUCUGCAGACAGAAUCCCACGGCAGACCAGGUGAAGAAACAGCUCAGCCAACUCAAGGAUCAGUGGCAACUGCUCAGGCAAACAGCUGGAAAUCAGUCAAAAGCCCUCAGUGGAGCAAGAAAUUUGCAAGAGUUUAACAGAAAAGUUGAUAAGCUUGAAGUUUGGAUUAAGGCAAAGCAGGAAGAGGACCAAUCCCUAGCAAAGGUACUUGGGCAGAAUAUUGACAAACUGCAGCUGACGAGAAAAAUACUGGAUCUUAAACAGGACGAGCAGCUGUAUAGGACCCUUCAUGAAGAGAUCAACAGCCUGGCUCUCAAAUUAGAAAAACUAGGAAAGAAUGAAAGCAAGAACAUCUCGGCGAGGAGGAAACAUAUCAACAAAAUGUGGCUCAAAGUCCAGACACUUCUGAAAGACUUUCAUGAAAAGCUGCAGCUGGCUUUGGAACUCUCUUCAUUUUACCAACAGGCAGACAACGUCAUCAGAGCCAUUAACAAUAAGAGGAAAAGCAUAUCAUCUUCAAGUGACCAAGAAAACAGUACAGACAGAGAGAUAAGGGACAUAGCCAGUCACAUUAUGAUGCUGGAUGUCACUGCUUCUCAGCUGUCAAAUCUCCACCCGGCCUUGGCAACCGGAGUGACCCAGAAGCAGGGUGAGGUGAAGGAUGGCUGGGCCUUGCUCCAGAAGGCUGUGAGGAAUGAGAAAGCAGGGUUGCAGUCCUCCUGCUUAGUUUUCACCAGGGAAGAUGGCGACCCCCUGACCCCUACCAGGGGGCCACAAUGCAGCGUGGGAACAGAGGUGCACAGGAUCAUGGGAAAAGAGGUUAAAGAAGAGCAGAACCGACUCAAAGGAUGUGUGAGCAUUAGAGAGCCUGAGGGUGUCAGGACAUUAAUAAGCAGCCAAGUUGAAGACCACUCUUCAAAGAGCCCUACCACAGAAACAGGAAUUAAUCCCUGCCACUCACAUGAUGUCAGUGGGAGGAGCCAAGCAGAUGAAGACAGUAAGAAACAUAAGACUGAGUCCCACACUGCCUUCUCACGUGGAAACUCACAACUCCAAGUCCAGUUACAGAAAUUCACGGUUUCUGCAGAUAAGACUCUGUCAUGGCUGAAGGACAAUGUUGCUAUGGCAACCCAGCUCUGCUGCGCUGUCGGUCCCGAUGGCUUUGAGGAGGCCAGGAGGUGCCAGGCCGCCCUGGAAGAGGACAUCCUGUCAAACAGGGCAAGAAUUGAGGUGGUCCAGAAGGAGGGAAGGAGCCUUGUGCGAGCACAGCACCCAGGCAGUGCAAAGAUUGAAGAGUUCCUUGGCCAGCUGGACGUGCUCUGGGAGGAGCUGAAGAAGAGACACCAGAAGAAUGCCGUGGUGCUCCAGGAAUCAGAGAAACUGGACUUAAAGGCGCAGAAAGUCCUGAAGGACCUGAGCAGCUUGGAGGCCUGGCUGCAGACGGUGGAGUCGUCCAUCCGGCAGUCCUCCCUGGAGGGAGACCCCGAGUCCGUGUCAGCUGCAGAGAGGGAGAGCAGCCUUCUGGAGAGAGAGGUGGCCUCCAGAGGCCUGGAGCUCAGGGUCCUGCGGCAGGAGGUGGACAAGCUGAGUGGCAGGAGGCACGUCCAUACCCAGCAGCUGGCGCGCAGGAUGGACGAGGUGGAGGAGAAGUACCGGAGUGUGCAGGAAGCUCUGAAACAGCAGACCUCAGAGCUGCAGGAUACUCGCAUGCUGACGGAGUUCCUGGAGAGAGUGGAGCUGGAGGAAUGUCUGGAGCCCAAGAGAAUGAGCUCCGUGGACUGCAAUGAACAGGCUCGUGGCAGUGAGCUGCGAUCCAAUUCCUCACUGCUCCAGCUUUCGGACCCAGCCAGUCAGCUGAUUGACAGCAUUGCAGACCCUGUGGAGGAGCUGAGAGAGGCAGUGGAGAUGCUCAAUGACACAGUGAGGGAGAGGGGCAGAUCUCUCAUCCGCAACCAAGACCAGGGAAUCAAGGAGCUGCUGAGCCAGCACUCAGCUCUCACUGUGAGGAUUAAUGGCAAACUGUCGAGAAGUCUGGAGCUGCACGUGGACAUUCAUGAGAUGGAGACAGAAAUGGCAGUGAAGUGUGAGCCUGACCAGUGUGGGCUGGAAGACUUGGAAGACCAGCAAGAAGAUCUGGAGAUUGACUACGAGAUUAUCAAGGAGGAAGUAGAUGAAUUGGAGAAACUGGCUGCUCAAUUAGAGGAGCUGUGCCCGGAGAAAAUGCAGGUCCUGGGUGAAGAGGUUCGAUCGACACUGCAUGUCUGGGAAGAGCUGGGCAAGAGCCUUACAGAAAACAGAGCAAGGCUCCGCCAGUUUCUGCAGCUGCAGGACUUCUUCAGAAAUUACCUGGCGAUGAUUUCCUGGACAGAGGAUACCCGAGCCUGCAUCUUCUCAGAUACCACUGUGCACCCUGGGAAAGGCAAUCAAAUGCCUGUCAUAGCAGAGCUCGAUAAGAAGAUUGAGCAGAAGUUUGCAGAGUUUGAUGACCUGGCUGCUGCCGGACAGAAGCUAAUUGAUGAAGAGCACCAUUUGACUGAGAUGAUCAAAGAGAGAACAGAGGAACUGAGGAGCAUGCUGGGAUGGAUUCUUGUCCGCUGGAGGGCACAGAAGCACCAGAGGAGUUGUGGGAAAAGAAAAGAAGAGCCAAAGGGUGAUGUCAUUUACUCAGAAGCUACAAUAUGCUCACCUCAGCAACAUCAGAGCCUCUCGCCCCAGUCAGAGCUGCCUCUAAUGGCAAAGGCACAUUUCAAAGGAGGCCAGAGGCAAGCAGACUUUGAGGCCUGCUCUGGUCCUGAUGGGUCCAGUAUCCAUGGUGACGCGGUCAGUGAGCAGCAGCCUGAGGCCUGCUAUGAGGUGAUGGCUCAGAUUGGUCAGAAGAAGAAAGGUGUGAGCUCCCCUGUCGGGGCUCCGCAGGGCCUGCUGUCUGCAGACUCCCCAGAAUCUCCUUUCCUCGUUCUGAAAGAGCCCAGUGCCCCAUCCCUGGGCGGCACAGUCAACCUCAUUCUCAGUUUUGGUAAAAAGGGGGACAGUCAGCUGCAGGUUCAAGACCCUGUGGAAGAGGGGGAGACCCAGGAGCCUGUCCACCGGCCAUCUGAAUCUCAGUCCUCUGCCUGUAAAAACUUUUGGAAGCGCUGCCAGGGGCUUUUGGAAAAUACUUUUGGUAGUUUAAAGAGAAAGAAAAAGAUUUAUCAGCAAAGUGCUGAAGAGGUAAGUACCUAUCUGCAUGUCAAGGACAGCCACAAAGCUAUGACACCUGUAUACGAGAGCGUUACUUUGCCCCGCCUCUCUAGUAAGGAGCAACCUCAACCCUCCACCUCCUCCAUGUGCUCGGUCAGCAGUGUCUCUUUCCACACACUGCCGAAGAUCACCUCUAACUCCCUCUUCAGCAGCCUGAAGAGGAGGAACAAGAAGAAGAAAAGAGAUGUUCGCCGACACACCAUCCAGAAGAUCAUGGGUGUCAGCCAGGCAGACGUUAGACCGCUGGAGGACAAUCCAAUCACAUAUAACACCAACACGUGGCCUCUAAAGGAGAGAACAAAAGGGUCCACAGAUCCCAGUCCUGUCAAUGGACAGGUUCUUGACUAUGUCAAAAACCCACUGGUUAAGGACAUUGAUGCAGAAUGCACUAGUGUUUCAAACUUUGCUCAUUCGACAUCAAAAAGAAGCACACAUCUAAACAAAGAUGGCUCCACACCACAUGUCAAAAAAAAUUGCAGACAUGUCUCUCUGGGUUCUGUGCUGAGCUUUGAACUGCCUAAGGACUUGAGCCUCAUAAGCAACAUCCCAGAUCUUAUUACAAUAGCUCCCCAGGAACAGAAAAGGACGGGUGACCUUUCAAGCAGUAGUGACGGUCAUGGCCUGUACAGCAGAAAUUCGAUAUCCGAAAGAUGUCUGGGCUUUAGCACUUUCAAACAGACGUGUUUAAAACCCAAACUCGGUGAAGAAUCUUCACCACACAGCCAAGAAGUGGAAAAGAGUGUAAUAAAAGGAAAUCAUAAUUCCCGAAAGGUUAGUUUAGACACUCUCUCAGUGUUGCCCCAACUUUCUGAGAAGCGUAAACAGGAAUAUGACUCUGCAACCAAUAGUCAGGCCAUUUUUGGUGGAGACAUAUCAGACAUAAAGUUGGGCCAAAUCAGUGAUUUACUUAAGAAGGCUGGACAUGAUUGGGAGGAGCAGGUAUCUGCAUUGGACUCUCCUGAAAAUCUACAUAGUGCCAACCAAACGACUGAUAUACUCAAAGGGGAGAAUCACCUUAAACCCAAAGGCAGUGACUGCCACUCUGAACCUGUGUAUAACUUUUGCCCGGGUGGCAAUGCAUGCCAGGUGCUCAUAAAGAAACAAGGCAUUACAGACAUUUCUGGAAUCAGCCCUAUUGCAACCCCCCACGUGGCCAAGGACCAAAACACUGUCAUCAAGGACAGGGAAUACUUGGUGGAUUCAAGUACUUGCAACAUUGGAAGGAUUAAGGUCUGUCCCAGACAGCGCAUGGAAGCAGCGGAUGUUUCCCUGCUGAGGAAAGCUGUUGGGAGACCUUAUUCAUUCGCAGAAGCAGAAGGCGCGGCCUGUAAUGGUGACCUAAGCGGCUGUGAGGCUGGGGUUGGAGCAGGAGCUGGAGCAGGAGCAGGAGCCAGAGAGGAAGCCAUGGGCGUCAUCCAUCCCGACCACCAGCAGUUUGAAGAAGAGGAGGAGGAGCUGGAGGACAUCUGGAACAAAACCAACAGCUACAGGCAGAGCAUCUGCUCUGACAUCAUGUACCAGACCCACAAGGAGGAACUGACAGGCUCACCCUCCACGCGAGAGGAGGAAUCAGACUCUCGGGGACAAGAUGUGUUAUACAGGAAACUAAUCACUGCCUCGGCACCCAACCUGCUGGUCGCUGAGUUCAGGCUUCCAGCCUCCAUUCAGACCCUUCUUGGCUACAGUAAAGAGCAGAGUGCUGGGGAGAAGAGCCCAGACAGGGGCAACAGGCAGUCCUGGGCUGCUUUCCCUCAGCAGGAACAGCCUGACCAGCAGAUAGCUCUGGUUAAUGAGACAGCUUCUGAUAUGGUGAAACUGCCUGAUGUAGAGGACCAGCAAAAGUAUAUCUACCAGUAUAGAGAGGAGGAGGAGGAGGAGGAGGAGGUGGAGGACACAGGUUGUCUGAAGGACCAAUCGGUGAGCCUGCUGUCAGUUCACAUGGGCUUGGAGGGUCAUGGAAACCAGCUAACCUCCAUGAGUCCCGAGUGUGACCGCGCUGAGCAGGGACACAUUUCUACCACUGGAGGGCUCUGCAGCUCUGUGAACGGGAAGAAUCCUGAAUUUCAAUCGAUGGCAGGAACACUGGAGAGGAAGCACAAGCUGCAACUGGGAGGAAAGAAGGCGGCGUGCAGAGCCUGGAACACAUAUCAUGCUGUGCUGUUUAAACAGACUCUCUGCUUCUACCAAGACAGAAAAGACACACUGAAGAGUACCGUGGCAGGACUGCCCCUCAACCUGACUGGCGCUGAGUGCGUUCCAGCUCCGGAGUACACCAAAAAGGCCAACUGCUUCAGUCUCCGGCUACGUGAUGGCUCAGAAUAUCUCCUGAGUGCAUCUUCCCGAUUUUUAAUGAAGAAAUGGAUCCUGAAAAUUCAAGCAAAUACAGGGCUGAGAGAGAUCAAUUCCUCGCAAUCUGUUUUUGGGCACUGUGUGCAGGACUUUUCAGCUACGAAUUCAGGUAGCACCUGCCACUGCAGCCCUACAUGCCACUGUCCAAAAGGGGGCGACACCACUUCCUAUUUCUCGGGGCUCGGUCAGCCGGCCACCACAAGAUCUAAAGAGAUCAUAGUUCUGACGAGAGACAACCCCCAGCCUCCUAGGCAGCACCAUGGGAACUCAGAGGACCUGCUUCCGGCCUUGUCUUCAGACACAGAUCACUGUGAAGAUCACCGCAGCUCCCAGCAUCAGCUCGGGAAAGACAAGCUGUCUUGGGCUGGCAGGGAGUCCAGCCCAAAGUCCGGGGACUCCCCUCACUCUGACCACCUGGACUACCUGAGCAACAAGCGUCGCUCGUAUUCCUUUACCUCAGCUACCUACCAGAAAAUCACCCCUGUCUCUUUGCCCUCUCGAGCGCUGGAGGGAGGGUCCAGUUACUCUGUGACUCUGUUCAUUGGAGAUCAGCAGGCAGAACUCCAGAGCUCCCCAGCCCUUCCCGGUUUGAACAGCAUGGAGUCAGUGAAUCACAAGGAGUCACAGCCUAUUAGCUGGAACCCUGAGACUAUACAGAGAGAGAGAAACUUUGCCAGUCUGCCUAGACCAAGGAACAAAUCAGUCUUCAAAAAGUUUUUUGGAAAGAAGGAAUGAACAGCAGAGACUUGGAAUACCUCUUGUUAGAUGUGGGGGAAAACCAUAUAACUGUACUUGACUGGUUUGCUGUUCUGGUGUGCAGUGCACAUUGUUUCCUUUAAAAGAUUUUAGAAGUAUUUAAGUAUCCUUCAAGUAUUUAAAAUGCCAAAAAAUAAUUAUGGGUUUCUCACAAUUGUAAUGUUUAGGGGUGGAAUGACUGUUUCUUAAUUAAAUCAUUCACUAAUUCAUUUUUGUCCACUAUCAGAAAGCUGCUAAUUCCUAGUAAGAUUUGCAACAGCUCACAGCACAUCCCAGAAGCACAGAGCACAAGGCAGGAUUAAGCCCUGGACAGGACACCCAGCCCAUCACAGGACACACAUAAGCAAGGAAACUUAGUGAUACCAACUAGGUUAGUAAGCCUGACUUCUGCAGGUUUGAGGAAAGCAGAGCAAACAAACACAAAACCUGAGGACACAUGCAAACUCCAUACAGAAUAGCCACAAUCUGGGAUUGUACCUAGACCCUAGGAAUUGUGAGGCAGUGUUAGCUGCCAUGCCACUGUGCCUCCCAAGCCAUAGUCACUCUCUUCAAAUUCUUCGGGAUUGCACAUAAUACUAUCCACAAUUUCAACCAAGUACAGAGAUUUAGGUCAGGUGUCUAAGUAUAACUGAUUUAGUAUGACUUAUCCACUGCUGUUCUGGUCCACACUUCUUCAAAUAGAAUAAACUGUUAAACCACAAAUAAAAACGGCUAAAUAAAAAAUGACAGAAAACACCUAACAAAUACCAUGUUUGUAAAUGAAAUGUACUCUGAACAGUGGGAUGUACAUUUUAAAACAUUAGCCUGCCUUUAAUUCCUGAGGUCAGCAGGACUCGUGAAGGUAUUAACGUUCUGAUAUUUUACUGCUGUGUUUUUUUUUCUAUUUUCAUACUUUUAUAUCCAGUUGAAACUAAUCUUAGCAGUCAAGCCAAACUGUUUUUAUCCUUCACUUUUUUUUGUUGAAUCAUUUGUCUGAGUGACGCAUUUGGGCUGCUGAAGUGUGCUCUAUAAGCUGAAUCAAAGUGAAUUA